GGAUAAGAACUGUCUGGACACCGCAAUCAUGGCCAUAUCGAGUCGGUAAAUUCAACCAAUCCACUCUCCUGGACCUGCCUGUCGCUGCAGUCAACCUCCUUUAUAACGCUGUCUACGUGACCCGAAUACGCAGAGACCAGACGCACUCACGGCAAGCGGAUCUGGUCGGCACUCCCGAAACAUUUUAUCCUUGCAUCAUCAGCAGCAUCAGCAGCAUCAGCAGUUUUAGAGCCUAUUACAUUCGCUCCACAGCAAUCUCGUGGGGUUGUAUAUCAGGCUCCAUCCAUUGGAGAACUCCCCCCAAUUUCCUGGAUAGCACCUCUAUCCUUCGGCCGCCUUGUAUCCGCAAGGAAAUGAGAGCUUUUUCGUGAAACCUGCACCCAUUGAGUCGCAUUGCACCACGGCAGGCGACGGUGUUUGAAAGAUCUACUACAAUUUCAAACGACAAGCGCGAGGAUUUUCAGUGACGGCAGAGGUUAAACAACAGAAAUGACAAUGUGGCUCACAUCGCUCAUUCUCAACUAUGGGGCACCAGUGUUCCUCGUACUCUCACCCUUAACGUCAUAUUCAGAUCAAAUAUACAGCAUACAUAAGACGAAAAGCUCUGCUGGAUUUUCGCUGGAUAUCCCCCUGAUAAUGCUCGUAGCCUCGAUUUUAAAGGUGUUCUAUUGGUUUGGCGCCCGCUACUCGAAUGCGUUACUCUUCCAAGCAAUCAUCAUGAUUGGCGUACAGCUGGUUUUGUUAAAAGUGGCCUUAGAUAAUCGAGCAUCAGCCGGAGUAAGAGACGGGAUUGAACAUGCGCCAUUCAGCGGCCAAAAAGCAGGAGUCAUUGGCAUGAACUUUUCGAGACCGUAUAACUUCUGGCAGUGGCGUGCCAACCGACCAUACUGGACAUUUCUUUCCUACUUCGUCGUGUCUUUAUUGGUCAUCCAUGUCGUUUUCCAGCCCAUCUCGCGCUCGGAGCACUAUGUUGCGCUCUUGGGCUUUGCCGGCCUCGGUGUUGAAGCUUUCCUUCCCGUACCACAGAUAAUAUCCAACCAGCGCGCACAAUCUUGCAAGGGUUUCCGGCUGUCUGUGCUCGGGUCAUGGAUUCUCGGAGACGCGAUGAAGAUGGGAUAUUUUUUCUUCACCGGCGAUUCCGUUCCAUGGGCUUUCAAGCUCUGUGGGAUUUUGCAAUGUUGCUGUGACUGCUAUCUUGGAGUGCAAUAUUGGAUGUUUGGGCAUGGUGUUCCGGUGAAACACGAUGCGGAGAGGGUUGCCUCCGCGAACGGUUUUGAACAUGGAAAUGAUAGGUGGGAUAUGAAAGCUACGGAUGUACGAUUAUCAUAAAUGGGCAAGUUACAAGGAACUGACUUGUGCAUACCAUUAUCAUUAUAUAUUUUUGGCUUACCGGUUGAUAUGGUGGCAUGAUUGAUACGUAUUGCUAGACCUGAUUUUCAUUUUCCAUAUUUAUCCAUCCAUUCCAUUUUAUAUAAUGUUGAUCGAUUUUAGACUAAUAUCUAAUUUAAUUACCAUUUCUUUUCUUGGUUAUUUGAC
Histoplasma capsulatum G186AR is the source of this 1536-nucleotide messenger RNA. Its product is annotated as PQ loop repeat protein. The transcript is spliced from 4 exons. The record is from RefSeq and is a predicted model, not a curated record. Gene Ontology annotation, cellular component: endosome; trans-Golgi network. Lineage: Eukaryota; Fungi; Ascomycota; Eurotiomycetes; Onygenales; Ajellomycetaceae. Bases 490 to 1329 code for a protein of 279 amino acids. Gene Ontology annotation, biological process: retrograde transport, endosome to Golgi; phospholipid translocation.